Molecule: messenger RNA, 3527 nt
Organism: Amoebophrya sp. A120
Lineage: Eukaryota; Dinophyceae; Syndiniales; Amoebophryaceae
Source: the annotation of a GenBank genome assembly
AAGAUCCCAGUCUGGUGGUCGUGUGUCGCCGUAUAAUGCACUACAUUCUAGAUCCUUUCCGAAGUGGUCUACUGCUUUUAGGUAUUUGCUUUUUUGAAAAGGACUUUGCUGCCGUCUCUUCUGUUGAUCACAUUUGAGUUUCACACUGAAUAAGAAUAUGCUCUACGGCCACGUGAUGAGCGCCGCCCUACUAACUUCCUAGGGGGCACGGCAUAAAACUUUGUGAUCACGGCUUCUUGAGCUAGAGAAAGACUGGCGCUACGGACCUCCACCUUUGGAGCAACUUUAGAUUUACUGAUAGUCUUUUUGUACUGAUCGGGAGAACACAAUCGCUAUCUGAAUUUGAACCAUGGCGCAUCAGCUUCCGUUGCAGGUGCUAGCGCGCACCGGUACUACUACUUCCGCCGGUAGUUGCAACAUUCCGCGCCUCCUUUUUACCCGGCUGCAGCAGGGCGGGGCAACGUCGUCUUCAUGUCGAACAACCACAGGGAGGAAUUUUGGAACCGCACCAACGAGCGUCCUCGGGAGCAAUGCGAGCCCUUCGGUCGUCAGCAAUACAACGAACAGAAGUUGUAGGUCAUCUCUAUGCCGUGCUACUUCUUCUUGUUCUGGAUCAAAAGCAACUAGCGGGCUGGCACGACAAGUUCGAAGUGUUGCAACUACGAGCGAAGGAAAUUGUACGAGCCAGACGAAAAUAAAUUCGUCGUCAUCCUGUGCAGCUACUGUGAUUCGUGGAAACUUCAAGCGCCGACCUUCCUUUCCUACUCCAGUACCGGCACAAGGCAGAAGUGCAGCUCUUGAAAAAUCUUUGUCUGCACUGGGCUACAAUAUCACGAAAAACUUCACUUUAUUUCCCCGUCAACUCCGACCCUUCUCCAUAGCAACGGCCGCACCGGAUGCGAGUGCCGCAGGGUCCUUUUCACACGCCGCGUUCUCGUCGCAAAGUGAGGGGGGCGGGAAUUCUUCGAGUGCGGGAGCUGCAGCUUCGGAGGCAAAUAGCAGCAGCAGUUCCUCUUCUACGAAUUCUGCCACAGCGGGAACACAGGCACGGAAGAAGCGUGGUAUAAUUGCAGAGUUUUCAGUCUCACAAAGAAGGUUGUUCCUGGUGCUCGUGUGAGAGAAAGCACCACAAAGGUGGUGCGUAAGUAGUUGCUCGCAGUUCGUCGUAUUUUUGCACCGAUAAACUAUCAAAGAAGCUUGUACAACUCUCCUUGCGUUUUUGCGCCAUGUCUAUUCUUCAUGCACACACAUCAACUUCUUUGUCUUUCCUAGGUAAGUCUAACGGCUUUGGUAGUUCCGCGCUUUUCCUCCUUGGCUGCUCUGGAGCGGCACUGGGGAUAGUGUAUCAGGUACUUAUUUUUGCUUUGUCCUAGUACUUCGCAUGAUAGUCAGUUCCGCAUGACAAAUUAUGGUUUAUUUUCAUAUCCGCAUGACAAAUGUGUAGUACACAAAAUGAAAAUAGCAAGCACUCCGCUAUCAGGACGAGAUUUUGACAAAGAUGGAAGCUUACGGCUUGACGCUGGACGAAAACAUCUUCGACGAGUUUAACCACCACAGCCGGGAGUUUUUCAUGCGGAUUGGGGACAUGCUGGUGCCCCCACCGGCGGAGCCCUGGUUGCUGGACUUCGAAACGCUGAAGUACCCCCCGCACUUGCCAACUCUCGUGAUCGAUUUGGACAAAACGGUCUGUAAGCUGGAAUACGACCGGAAAGCUGGGUGGCAGGUAUACAUAAUCGACUAGGGGGUUUCUUGUGUGCGUUUUUUGCGGUGUCGAACUUGAAUUUUUCUUUUUGCAAGCUGGUUGCUAUGCAAUACGAACUGAUGCGCGCUCCCUGCGCACUGCAAAAAAUGAAUACGUACAGGUCGUCAAGCGCCCACAUGCGGACAAAUUUUUCAAUGAGCUGCAGCACUACUACGAAAUUGUUGUCUUCUCUGACGACGUUUUUCCGGUUGCAGGGGAUGUGAUGCAACGCUGGGGAGUCCCGGUAGAGAUUUUUUAAGCCGUUUACUUCUAGCUACUUCAUUCUCGACGAUACUUAGCAGGAGAAAGAAGGAAUCAAUCUAAAGAGAUCACAGAAGGACAUUGGUGUAACAAGUACAAAAGAUCCAGAUCCUGCGAUGUGCUGCGACAUUCGCGCCAGUACUACAAUAUCUCUACGCAUGAUGACAAAUUACUACCUUUUGUAGACUGAUCGCUUUUUGGUUCUACUUUUCUCCUGCACAGCCUGUUCGUCUGUUUGCGCGGUAGUACUCACUGUGCAUGGCAGAUGUGCUGUCUGUUUGCUGGGGUGAAAGCUGGAAUCGGAAGCGAUUUGAUCUGAACACACCGGCGAAAAUUUUUGUCUGAAAGAACAAAGUGUAGCUUUUUCCUGGAUUUAUAUCAACUAUAAUUGCGUCGCAAGUGUGGCAAAUUGAAAUUUCUUCGGCUUGUUCCCUGUUCUGCAAGAUUGCAAAGUGUUCUUGACAUCCACCAAAUCCAACCACAGGUCGGUGGCGUUUUGCACCGUGAGUUCUGCACCCGGUACUACAAGCACUUCCGCAAGGACAUUGGAAAACUUGGGCGAAACCUGGAGCGCGUAAUCCACAUUGACCAUGACCCUAUUGCCGUGGAAAAGCACAAGGAAUAUCCUGAGCAAAAACGUCCCCAUCCCAUAGUCAAGUUGCUAAAUCUGCAACACAAUUUUCCAGCUUUUAUUAGCUAGGGAAACCGCAUGAGAAAGCCAUUUUCUCACCCUGUUUACGGCGUCACAAAUUCCAAAACACAACUGGAAACACCUAUCAUGGAGAUGCGCAUUACAAAUGUUCCUGUCAUGGUCGCGCAUUUGAAUGACAGCUGGGCGGGUGGGACGUCUUUACACAGGAUAAGGAAAAUGCUAUUGUCAUCCCCGAGUUUAAGGGCCUCGGCGACGGGUCGGACCCCGAGGACACGGCUCUACUGGAUUUGAUCGACUUUCUCAAAGCUGCCAUGCACCAAAACGACGUGCGAGAAUUCCUCAAACGCUAUGGCGGGGACGCGGACGUUGGGCGGCGGUACGCUCUGGAAAAACAGGAGCGCGAGCAGCUGGUUGCUCGGCGGCGAUCGGCGUUCAACUUUGGCGGCGGGGGCAUGGCGAGGACGCGGACAGACCCAACGGGGCGGAGGUUUUGAGAUGCAGAAAGUAGUUGUGAUGGUGCGAUAGGAUGAUCCAGAAGAUUGAAGUAUUCAAAAACGAACAGUUUCACUCUAGUGGUUUAAGUGGAUUUUAUCACGUACUUCUAAAAUGUAGUGCGACAUGCUCGAGGAAGCUGACAAGUCAGUGAAGUAAGUUUCCAGUUCUUGACAAAUGGACAACGGCCGACCAGGAAAACGUCUACAAGUAGAACUACACAAAGUGAAGACAACAAGGCUCGAGUCAUGACGAAAAGCGACAAAGCACCUCUAUUUCGACGGCAGAUCCUGCAAGACGGUUUAUUCCGAUUCCGUUUUCGUGCGGCUGGGAGGAAAGUUUGACUUUUUCAAUUCGCACGUGUGUGAUCUUCGCUCCGCC